Saccharomyces mikatae IFO 1815 is the source of this 1068-nucleotide messenger RNA. It is a transcript of the gene PIR1, whose product is annotated as beta-1,3-glucan linked protein. The record is from RefSeq and is a predicted model, not a curated record. Gene Ontology annotation, cellular component: fungal-type cell wall. The coding region runs from base 1 to 1068 and encodes 355 amino acids. The transcript has a single exon. NCBI's taxonomy places the organism in Eukaryota, Fungi, Ascomycota, Saccharomycetes, Saccharomycetales, Saccharomycetaceae. Gene Ontology annotation, molecular function: structural constituent of cell wall. Gene Ontology annotation, biological process: fungal-type cell wall organization.
AUGCAAUACAAAAAAACAUUAGUCGCCUCUGCUUUAGCUGCUACAUCUUUAGCUGCCUAUGCUCCGAAGGAUCCAUGGUCCACUCUAACUCCAUCAGCUACUUAUAAGGGUGGUAUAACUGAUUAUAUUUCUACUUUUGGUAUCGCUGUUGAACCAAUUGCUACCACUGCCUCCUCAAAGGCAAAAAGAGCUGCCGCCAUCUCCCAAAUAGGCGAUGGUCAAAUCCAAGCUACUACUAAGACGACUGCUGCUGCUGUCUCACAAAUCGGUGAUGGUCAAAUCCAAGCCACCACCAAGACUAAAGCUGCUGCUGUCUCACAAAUCGGUGAUGGUCAAAUCCAAGCCACCACCAAGACUAAAGCUGCUGCUGUCUCACAAAUCGGUGAUGGUCAAAUCCAAGCCACCACCAAGACUAAAGCUGCUGCUGUCUCACAAAUCGGCGAUGGUCAAAUCCAAGCCACCACCAAGACUAAAGCUGCUGCUGUCUCACAAAUCGGUGAUGGUCAAAUCCAAGCCACCACCAAGACUAAAGCUGCUGCUGUCUCACAAAUCGGCGAUGGUCAAAUCCAAGCUACUACUAAGACGACUGCUGCUGCUGUCUCACAAAUUGGUGAUGGUCAAAUCCAAGCUACUACCAAGACAACUGCCGCACCAGUUUCCCAAAUUACCGACGGUCAAAUUCAGGCUACAACUUUAACUUCUGCAACCAUUAUACCUUCCCCUGCUCCUGCUCCAAUUACAAAUGUCACUGACCCAGUGACCGCUGAAACAUGUAAGAGCAGUGGUACCUUGGAGAUGAGUUUAAGCAAGGGUAUCUUGACUGACGGUAAGGGUAGAAUCGGUUCUAUUGUUGCCAACAGACAAUUCCAAUUCGAUGGCCCUCCACCACAAGCCGGUGCCAUCUACGCAGCUGGCUGGUCUAUUACUCCAGAAGGUAACUUGGCUCUUGGUGACCAAGAUACAUUCUACCAAUGUUUGUCUGGUAAUUUCUACAACUUAUACGAUGAGCACAUCGGAACUCAAUGUAAUGCAGUCCACUUACAAGCUAUCGAUUUGUUAAACUGUUGA